AUGGAGUGGAAGCACAUGAACUCGAGGAUCAGGAAAUGGCACGUAGCAAUGAGGAGAAUCAUCGGCGUCUAUCUUAGCAGUGCAAAACGGCUGUUUGACCAAGUUCUCGGAAAAUACGGCCAUGUCAGCUCAGCUUGCUUGCUCGAGGCUUCAAGGGGGCCUCUCUUCUGUCUCUUGAAUUUCGGCCAUGCUGUUUUGAUUGGACCCCACAAUCCCGAAUGGCUCUUCUGCUUGCUCGAUAUGUACGAGGUUUUAGCUGAUCUCAUGCCGGAUUUGGAUGCUCUGUUCCCACAAGAGGCGGAGUCGUUAAUCAGGAUCGAGUUCCACGAGCUUGUGUUGGAACUAGGAGAAUCGGUUAGAACCAUUCUCGAGGAGCUCGGAAAUCGCAUUACAACAUGCACUUCCACUACCCCUUUCCAAAAUGGAGGGAUUCACCACUUAACAAAGUACCUCGUCAACUACAUCUUGUGCUUCGCUGAAUACGAAGAUACGCUUCAUUUGCUUCUUCAAGAUGAAGAGCACGGCCGAGAGCAUGGAGAUGAAGAGCGGAGCACAGGUGGAUCCCAAUCCCUCCUGUGCCUUGGCAACGUACCUGCAGUCACUCACAUCGAUUUUUGA
This is a messenger RNA of Salvia splendens (bonfire salvia), 618 nucleotides long. Its product is annotated as exocyst complex component EXO70E2-like. Bases 1 to 618 code for a protein of 205 amino acids. Gene Ontology annotation, molecular function: phosphatidylinositol-4,5-bisphosphate binding. The record is from RefSeq and is a predicted model, not a curated record. Lineage: Eukaryota; Viridiplantae; Streptophyta; Magnoliopsida; Lamiales; Lamiaceae. The transcript has a single exon. Gene Ontology annotation, biological process: exocytosis. Gene Ontology annotation, cellular component: exocyst.